UGCUUCCUUGCGCCUCAUUCGUGUAAAUGUGUGUAUCUGGAGGUCUGGGCUGCUUCGUCAUCGCAAGCUUUUACUUUUGAGUGUGUGCGCGUUGUUGGGCUCAGUCUCCGGUGAGGUGGAGAGAGAGAGAGGAAACUGAGGAAGCUCAGGAACCUCGGAUUCUCGCCGCCCAGGAAAGGCGCGCUUGCAGAUCGCUGUCUGUGCGGCCUUGGGGGAAGGCAGGGAAUUGGCCUUGAGAUGACAAGAAAUGUGUCUUCAUGAUGAUGAGAGCUCUUGCCAUGGUCUCUGUUAUUUUUGAGAAGCCAGACUAAGCUUGUGCGGCAGCCAAUGCAUUUUGUAAAAGGAAAAAAAUUGUUAAAGAGCACUAUCAUUUUACAGAUUUUGACAAACCAUUUUGGAUUUUUCUGUGUUCUAGACCUAUCUGAAAUGAGCUUGGAAAGAGAACUUUAAAGCAUUUGAAUGACAAUUGUUUAGGUUGGAUGUUUUUUUUUAUGCUGGAUUGUUUGCCGUUUCUUCGAAUAUCUAAGCAGUAGGUGCUUUAUCUGUCAUUAACAAGAAGAGGAUUGUGUUGCAACAGGAAGCAAAUUUAAAAAGGAAAAAAAAUAAACAUUUCACAGGCCGAUGCGGAAUUGAAAUGGUGAUAAUGUUUUAGUCAAUUUGCUACAAUCUUUUGCCAUCAACCCAAUAAGGAACAUAUACAUUUAUUACAAAAAAAUAUACAUAUGUGUUUUUUUUUAUUUUUUUUGUUUUUUUUUACCUUUUUAUUGCAGGAAAAACAUUUUCAAAAAUAUUCACGAUGGUAUUAGAUCAACAAUCAGAGUUCUAUAGUUAAAAAAAGAAACGUGAAACCUUACCGUCUGUGACUACAUCUUCAACGAUAUUGUUGCUUUUUCUUCUUUUGGAAUGUUUGAGGUGAUGAUUUCAUAUAAAUAGUUAUUGUGAUGGUAAAAAGAAUACACUGCGAAGAGAAGAAGGUUGGUCAGGAAUACAAGAGCAUAAAUUCCAUUGACUAGAUGCCAUAAACAAGUAAUCUCUUUUGCUGCUCAUAUGAACGCCACAACGAACGACCAUUGCCAGCAAAACCUACGAGAAGGACCUACAAGUACAAAACAGGUCAUCUCUCGAAAACUCGGAUUCUUUCCUCCUUAAUUGUAGUUUGCAUCAACUGAAUCUUUCCCAUACUUUUAGGUCUCUUAAAACUGGAAUACAAUAUAAAAGGGACCUGAACUUUUAUUAAAGGCCCAUAAAAAGUCUUUAUUUGGAUAUUUGUUAAAUCAAGGCUUUAUCCAGGAAUUAAUCAGGUUUCGUAACUUGGGGAUGCACACAAGAAACUAGAUAUUUUUGGUUGCCUUUAAUUUUGUUCUUUUUUUGCCUGUUUGUACCAGCUCGGAACAAAUUCUGUUUUCCUGAGGUUUUGUUUUGCUUAUGAGUCCCGGAAGUGGGCUCAUGAAAGAGUGUGGAUACAGUGAAAUUAAUACUUGUGGCACCUCCCCCAUGGAGUCUCCUCCCAAAAAGAAAGCUGCUGCACAGAAGAAAUGGGAGGUUUUCCCAGGGAGGAACAAAUUUUUUUGCGAUGGCAGGAUAAUGAUGGCCAAGCAAACUGGAGUCUUCUACCUCACCCUGAUCCUUAUCCUGGUAACCAGUGGACUCUUCUUUGCCUUUGACUGUCCGUACUUGGCACUCCAUAUUACACCUGCAGUUCCUGUAAUAGGAGGAAUCCUUGUAUUUUUUGUCAUGGGGACAUUAUUGAGGACCAGUUUUAGUGAUCCUGGAGUCCUUCCUCGUGCCACACCUGAUGAAGCUGCAGAUUUGGAACGACAAAUUGAUGUUGCAAAUGGAUCUACUUCGGGUGGAUAUCGUCCUCCUCCUCGGACUAAAGAAGUCGUCAUCAAUGGGCAGACAGUGAAAUUGAAAUAUUGUUUCACCUGCAAAAUUUUUCGCCCUCCUCGUGCCUCUCAUUGCAGUUUGUGUGAUAAUUGUGUGGAGCGCUUUGAUCACCACUGCCCCUGGGUAGGCAACUGCGUGGGGAAACGAAACUACAGAUUUUUUUACAUGUUCAUUUUAUCUCUGUCCUUUCUGACAGUGUUUAUAUUUGCAUUCGUUAUCACGCACGUCAUACUUCGCUCACAACAGUCAGGAUUUCUUAAUGCCUUAAAGGACAGUCCUGCAAGUGUUCUCGAAGCUGUGGUUUGUUUUUUUUCUGUGUGGUCGAUUGUUGGUCUUUCAGGAUUUCACACGUACUUGAUCAGCUCCAAUCAAACAACCAAUGAAGAUAUCAAAGGAUCAUGGUCAAGUAAAAGAGGGAAGGAGAAUUAUAAUCCAUAUAGCUAUGGAAAUAUUUUCACUAAUUGCUGUGCUGCUCUCUGUGGACCAAUGAAUCCAAGCUUAAUUGACAGGAGAGGAUUUUUACAGGCUGAUGUAGCCCUGUCAGUUGCACCGUCCAAUGGACUGACAAUGUAUGGUUCAACUCAGUCUCAGAGCAAUAUGUGUGACCAAGACCAGUGUAUUCAGAGCACCAAAUUCGUUUUGCAGGCUGCAGCUACACCUCUCCUGCAGACGGAGACAAUAAUCACAAGCGAUGAGCCACCAUUACCUGGAAAGACCACAAUAAAUGCACCUUGUGCCUCAAUGGCACUUGGACAGCCAACACCACCUUCCUCAAUGCCAAACCUCAAUUCAGAGAGCGCUUUGACAGAUAUGAUACCGUUAAAAGAUGAUCUUGGAAACCACCAGUUUCUAACACCUGACGAAGCACCCUCACCUACUGGCAUGCUGCCAGCAAGCAGCCCUGUGACUCAUAGCCAUACCAUGCAUGUACUGAACCUUGUCAGCCAAGACUCAUUGCAUGAAGACUCUGUGCGUGGUCUUGUGAAGCUAAGUUCUGUUUGACACUGACACCACACAGUAAAUAUAGCACAAGUUUUUCAGUCAAUCCCUCUGAAAUAAAGGCUUACACUGUGUGAUGAGGAAAGAGCAGUGUGCACUGGUAAACUAAAUAGUAAUCACAUUUUCAUGAGGACAGAGCAAAUUAUGAGGGGGAAAAAAAUGUUUUCACAAUUUCUGUAUGGGACUAUGACUAGCGCUGCCUCUCAAAUAGUUUAUAUAAAGGAUGCAAUAUGAAAGACUAUAAUGCUUCUGAAUGCUGUGACCUGAAACUGUUUUCUGUGGCUCGUCUAUGGUUAGUGGAGCAGCCAGUGAAGAUCAAUUCUGUAAAUUGUGGAUGUUUGUAAACUUUGUGUUAAGGCAUCUAAAGGCACACAGGUACCAACUAGACCUGCACACUAAUUAUCAAAUUUGGAACAAUACUGAUAAUGUUUAAGUCCCCAUCCCAAGAUUUCAUGCUACUGUUUUAUGUUGAUAUAAAAUACACCAGCUGCUUUUUUUUUGUUACAUUUUUUAUUUUUUUAAGUUUAGUAUCUGAAUAAAUAUGGAGCACCAAUGUAAAAGUUAAUGUUAUAAUCUUUAUUAAUUGUUUGUUUGACCUUGUCAAAGGUAUCUGCAAUAUAAAGAUAUUCUGCUUAGUGCAUGCAGUUUAUUCACCUGUUCAAGUAUGAUUUGGAUUAUUUAAACACUUGAAGAUUCUCCAGAUGUUGUAAAUCCAAUGCAUUUCAGCCUUUGGCAUCCAAAGGGUGACUGUCCUAAUACUUUCUACUUCCUCACAAUGUGCUUAAAUUAAAAGUGGAUAGCCAAUAAAGUUUAAUUGAUCUGC
Pelobates fuscus (common spadefoot toad) is the source of this 3709-nucleotide messenger RNA. RefSeq names its product zinc finger DHHC-type palmitoyltransferase 14 (gene ZDHHC14). NCBI's taxonomy places the organism in Eukaryota, Metazoa, Chordata, Amphibia, Anura, Pelobatidae. The transcript has 11 exons. Gene Ontology annotation, cellular component: Golgi apparatus; endoplasmic reticulum. Gene Ontology annotation, biological process: protein targeting to membrane; peptidyl-L-cysteine S-palmitoylation. Gene Ontology annotation, molecular function: protein-cysteine S-palmitoyltransferase activity. The record is from RefSeq and is a predicted model, not a curated record. Bases 1426 to 2889 code for a protein of 487 amino acids.